AUGCAUGACACAACAAAGGAAAGUCUAUGUGAACUUCAUAAUUUAAAUAUUGAAACAUCAACUUGGGAUCCAAUUUUAGUUCACAUACUACUAAAAAAGUUGGAUAAAAAUACACAUUGCAGUUUUGAACAAACUCUUACUAACCCAAGGGAGAUGCUCACAAUAAAACGAUUCUUAGAAUUUUUAGAAUUGAAAUUUCAAUCACUUGAGCCUAUAGGUCUAGGAGACAAUGCAGUAUAUAAACCCAACAAAAGGAUAGCCGUAACUAUGGUUUGUUCAGAUCUAUGUAAAGUUUGUAAUACAGAUAAACAUCCGAUCUACUAUUGCAAAAAAUUCAUUGAAAUGACUCCUCCUGAACGAUUAAAUUGGAUUCAACGACAAAAACUAUGUGUGAAUGGUUUCAAAUCCGAUCAUAAAGCAAAGGUUUGUGAAGCUGGAUCAUGUAAAAAAUGUGCCAAGAAGCAUAACACUUUGCUUCAUUUAGAGCAACAGUCACCUAAACCUUCAAGGGCACCAGCAACAAACACAAAGUCAACCACAACAUUGAUCAACGCUAAUGAAUCGCCAUCCAUAACAGCAACAACUAAUGCAAAGGGUACUCGUAAUUACGUUCUGCUAGCCACUGCAAAGGUGCGCAUUAUUGCAAACAAUGGACGAACGUGUGAUGUUCGUGCCAUACUCGACUCAGGUUCUCAAGUGAACCUAGUAACCCAAAGAGUAAUCAACAAGUUAUCUUUAAUUACCACAAAUUCAAAUCUAUCGAUCGAAGGUAUUGGCCGUCAAUUCGGGAACUCAAAAUCUCGCGUAAAUGUUGAACUGCAGACUACUAAUGGAAGCUUCAGGACGAGACUAGAGGCAUUUGUAUUGCCACAAAUAAUAUCAGCACAACCGUCACGAGACCUAGAUAUCUCGGAUUGGCAGAUCCCACAGAAUGUAGAAUUAGCAGACCCCAGCUUUAACAGAUCUGGAAGAAUUGACAUGCUGAUUGGUGCUGAAUUCUAUCAUACUCUACUUCAACCAGAACAAUUGAUAAUAGGAAAGAAUUCGCCACUGUUACAAAAUUCGGUUCUAGGUUGGUAA
Molecule: messenger RNA, 1080 nt
Organism: Teleopsis dalmanni
Lineage: Eukaryota; Metazoa; Arthropoda; Insecta; Diptera; Diopsidae
Exons: 1
Coding region: 1-1080 (359 amino acids)
Source: RefSeq, a predicted model, not a curated record